Molecule: messenger RNA, 4942 nt
Organism: Gavialis gangeticus (Gharial)
Lineage: Eukaryota; Metazoa; Chordata; Crocodylia; Gavialidae
Gene: BIN1
Product: bridging integrator 1
Exons: 19
Coding region: 16-1764 (582 amino acids)
Biological process (GO): regulation of endocytosis
Cellular component (GO): cytoplasm; synaptic vesicle; plasma membrane
Molecular function (GO): tau protein binding; phospholipid binding
Source: RefSeq, a predicted model, not a curated record
GUCUGGCGAGCAAAGAUGUUGCAACGGUUGGCACCUGCCUCUUUACCCUCUUGUUGUGGUCAUGUGAGCACUGUGUUUAAGCCCUGUCUUGUUGCUUUCCUGCAGGUCCUCCAGAAGCUCGGGAAAGCAGAUGAAACAAAAGAUGAGCAAUUCGAACAGUGCGUGCAGAACUUCAACAAACAGCUGUCAGAAGGCAGCAGGCUGCAGAAGGACCUUCGAACUUACCUGACUUCCAUCAAAGCAAUGCACGAGGCCUCCAAGAAGCUGACAGAGUGUCUGCAGGAAGUGUACGAGCCCGAGUGGCCCGGCAGAGAUGACACAAACAAAAUAGCAGAGAACAAUGACCUCCUCUGGACAGAUUUCCAUCAGAAGCUUGUGGAUCAGGCGCUCUUAACCAUGGACACUUACCUUGGCCAAUUCCCGGACAUCAAAUCUCGCAUCGCCAAGCGGGGAAGGAAGCUUGUGGAUUAUGACAGUGCCAGACACCAUUUUGAAGCCCUACAAACCGCGAAGAAGAAGGACGAAACCAAAAUCGCCAAGCCUGUUUCGCUGCUUGAGAAAGCUGCGCCUCAGUGGUGCCAAGGGAAACUACAGGCUCAUCUCGUUGCUCAAACUAAUCUGCUCCGAAAUCAGGCUGAAGAAGAGCUGGUAAAAGCUCAGAAGGUGUUUGAGGAGAUGAACGUCGAUCUGCAGGAAGAGCUGCCUUCGCUAUGGAAUAGUCGUGUUGGUUUCUAUGUCAACACAUUCCAGAGUAUAGCGGGCCUGGAGGAAAACUUCCACAAAGAAAUGAGCAAGUUGAACCAAAACCUCCAUGAUGUCCUGUUGAGUCUAGACAAGCAGUGCUCCAGCAAUGCCUUCCCUAUCAAAGCUCAGCCAAGCGACAGUGCCCCUGCAAAAGCAAACAAAAGCCCUUCGCCUCCACCGGAUGGGUCCCCGAUCACCAGCCCCGAGACCAAGACUGUCAACCAUGAGCCGGAGCCGUCCUCCUUGGAGACACCUGGGGCAGGCAUCCCAAAGUCGCCAUCUCAGUUGAGGAAAGGUCCUCCCGUGCCGCCACCUCCAAAACUCACCCCGUCCAAGGAGAUCAAGCAGGAGAACAUCAUCAGUCUGUUUGAUGACAAUUUUGUCCCCGAGAUAAGUGUGACCACUCCCUCGCAGUUUGAUGCCCCUGGGCCCUUCCAGGAGGGAGCCAGCCUGUUGGAUCUGGAUUUUGAUCCCAUUAAACCAGAUGCCGGUGUGGGGAAGGCACCCACACCCGUCUCCCAGUCUAUCCCCUGGGAUUUAUGGGAGCCUGCAGAUGCCGCUUCCGGCGGAUCCGAAGCAGCUGGGACAGCAGGAGCGGCAGCGGGAGCCGAAGCACCUAAAACUGAAGCUGACUCAGGAUCUGGCUCUGGCUCUCUGCCUGCUGUAGUUGUGGAAACUUUCCCAGCCACUGUCAAUGGGACCGUGGAAAGCAGCGGUGCCUCUGAAAGGGCCGACAUGCCACCGGGCUUCCUUUUCAAGGUCCAGGCCAUGCACGACUACACGGCCACGGACAGCGACGAGCUGCAGUUGAAGGCAGGUGACGUUGUGCUCGUGAUUCCCUUUGAGAACCCCGAGGAGCAGCUGGAUGCAGCUGUCAGAGCUAAGAAGUCACGACUGGUCCGGCUGCACAAGGAUGAAGGAUGGCUGAUGGGGGUGAAAGAAGCUGAUUGGCUCCAGCAUAAGGAACUUGACCAAUGCCGGGGGGUUUUCCCAGAGAACUUCACGGAGCGCGUGCAGUGAGAGCCCGGGUACCAGCUGGUUCUUCUGCAGGAAGAAAGCAAGUUUUCUGGGAGAUGGUUUAGGAGGAAAAAAAAAAAAGAAUUUUAAAGGAACAUAAACCUAAGAAGUGUCAACUUAAUGGGUGGGUUCUUCUCAAAGGGCAAGGUUUUAGAAGUAAAAUUGAAUUCAAAGUGUUAUUCAAAUAUAUACUUAUAAUAAUAAUAAUAAGGCAAGACAAAUACCCCUUUCCCCCUUUGAUUUAACAGCAUUUGAAUUCAGAGGGCCGAUUCAGAAGCGACGCAGUGUGGUUCCAGUAUGUACUGUGUUGGCUGGAUUUGGGGGAUGUCACUUGGGUACCUGGAAACGGCGACUAUCUGUCUGCUGCCCGGAGACGGGAAGCGCCGAUGACUCCCGGGUGGGUGGGUUCAGCUGGCUUGUGCUUGUGGCUCUUGGCAUGGCAUCCCUGACGAUUCAGACUCCCCAUAUGUUAGGACCUUUGGUAGGCCAAACAUCCCGUUAUGCUGUUGAAAAGACAUAUUUAGUGUACAGUGUUCACCAGUAUGAUGUGUGUGUGUGCGUGUGUGCGUGUGUGUGUUUUAUUUGCUUCCUUUGAAAACGUAACACGAACUGUGAUUUUAUACAUUUAAAGAACAAACCACCAAUGUUACCUGGGAGAGCGACACUUGGGAGGCAGUGCUCGAUCCCAAACUCCCCAAGACGCGGGAGGUGGAGUAUCGCAGCGAUAGUUGCCUUCCUGUGAAAUGUUACUUCAGGCAGAUCCUCCAAAUUAAGACAUUAAAAAAGCUGAAACUCUGGAUUGGUUGGCACAAGUUGUGAAAUGGAAAAGAACCGCCCCCCCCCACCCGCCCCAAAGUAGAUUCAUAUCUAUACGGAGAGAAAGAGUGGUGGUCCCGAAGGCUUGUGGUUUAGCAAGUGCACUUUUAAGGGCAGGGGUGGGAACAGGAAAGUUUACAAAAGCAUAGCUGAGAAAUGCCGCUGAGAAAACCAGUCUGCUUUCUGUGUUUCUGAUUGUGGGAUGCUUAUUUUUUGCUUUGAAGAUGCCUGUUAGACCUGCCUCCUCCAUUGCUGUGCUGGGGAAUAAGUCAAAGACGGAGAAAAGCUAGCUAUUUUAAUCUUUAUUUAAGAGCUGCAUGACUUUAUCCUAUCCCUGUGAGUUAGAAAAGGAGGGGAUAACAACAUGCCAUGUUCUAGUACUGACAGUAAUCUUCCCCACCAUUUUUAGCUCCUGUUUAGUUUUCUGGACUUGGUUUUCUUGUAAGCAACCAGGCUGCAAGGUGUUUACAAGGGAGUAUUAUGCUUGUCAAAAUCAACAGUUUAGAUCCUCCAAGACCCGCACAUCCCACAACGGUACUUUCAAUUUAUACUUGAACAUGGAUGCCGCUGGGCAAGCAGAUCAGAUCUUUUGUUAGGUCAUUCCCUUCUGCCCCAACUCCUUUUUUUUUUUUUCCUUUAAAGGGACCCUUAGGGGUGAGGCUACCUCUUGCUCUCCUGGGACAAGAUCACUGUAUGAAAUGACCCUUCUAUUUAAUACCCGCUGGCAGCAUCUGAGCACGUCCAGGAUGCUGGCCCAGUGACACUACUGAACCCCCCCUUCUCCGAUGCGCUCGGAUUUGCUUGUAGGAUAACAGGAAAACCAUCCUUCUAUUAUAGGUCAAAAGUGGACUUGUCUUCUCUUCAAGGGUCAGGUUUUGAUCUCAGUUACACUCCUGUGCAUUAAGGAGUGCUGGCGUCGUAUCUCUUUAAAGUAUUAUAGCUAAGUCCAGUGGUCCAACUUCUGAAUCCUGCAUCGGUGUAAGCGAGAUCAGACCUGGAUCCUUGGCCCCGGCUCCUCUUCAUAUUGUCUUUGUUUGCUCGUUUGUGUUUUGGGGGGGGAAACACUUGCUGCAAUGGAUAGUCCUUUCUUCUUUCCCCUCUGCCACGCGCCCAUAUACAAACUACAGCAUUUGAGAGCACACGCUCACAGCACUGCAGCCCUGGGCACAGUGGGUGAUGGUGCCGUGAGCCACUGCUAUAGCAUAUUCUCCUAUUUUUUUAAAUCAAGGUCGUCUUGAUCAUCCCACUGUCCUUUCAAAGCUCUAUUUUUAUGCAUUUAUACAAACCCAGUUACUCCUUCAAAGAAUAAUGUUAGAAAAAAGUUAUAAAUUUAUAUAGAAAUAUAUAUAUAAAAAUAUAAAAAUAUAACAUAGUGGGUUUAUCCUGUUUAACAUCAAACUCUUGGCUUAAAAGUGUUUAUUUUUAUGCAAAACCAGUGAAUUAUUCUAUCUUCCUUUUUUUUAAAUAUGACAAGAUUAUAAGACCCAGAGCUCCAGUUUGUUUCUCAAGUAUUUGUUUUCCUGGUGAGGAGCACCAUAAGAAGCUGUGCCGACUUCUAAUUUAUUGUGGAUUUCUUUUUUGUCUUGUGUUUUAAAAGCCAGCAUGUCACAAGAAAAACCCUUUCUUAGGACUUCUCAUUGUACGGAGCUUGCAAAGCAUCUAUCCAGUACUGUAUUGUCCCUCGCAGAAGUGGCACUGAGCAUCUGCAUGAUGGGGAUGCAGCUUUCAGGUGUAUUUAAACGCUCCCAAGCACUGCAGGAGGGUAAAGGGGAAGUGUUGCUCCAGAAUAAAAUUGCUCGGAGUAGAACGCAUGUUCCAGCCGCACAGUGUGCAUCCCAGAUAAGUCCGGGUCUUGCAUUACUCAGUGGGACUGUAGGGUAGCUGAGGAGUGCAGGAUUGGACCCAGCUUUUUCCAAGGAGCUGCAGCUUAGUAAGAGGCUGUUUGAUAUCGCAUGUAGUGUAGUGCAGAAAACAGGCCUGGCUUCCACGAGCCCAGUUUAAGCGCUGGUGUAGCUCACUAGAGAGCUCCAUUGAUUUCACUGCUGUUACAUCUGCUUUGCCCCAUGGCUGUAUUUGAACCUCCCCAGUGAGAUGAGCCCCCAGUCUGCUGGUUUAGUACGACGUGAGCAGCAAACGCCCAAGCGGAGCUGGACGCAUCGGUGCUUGCUCAGUUCGCUGGCUGAACUGAAAGAUAAGGAAUAGUUGGCUUACCCAGCAACACAGCUCGCAGUCGAGCCAUUCAACCCCAGACAAAACACUGCGGCCGGUUUUUGGGGGGAGUGUUUUCACUUUUGAGAGUCAUUUUCCGCAUGUUUGAUUUUGAAGCUUGUUUUGAAAAAGCUAAAACGUUGCUUAAAAAAAAAAA